This is a messenger RNA of Mobula hypostoma (lesser devil ray), 2331 nucleotides long. RefSeq names its product macrophage colony-stimulating factor 1 receptor-like. Lineage: Eukaryota; Metazoa; Chordata; Chondrichthyes; Myliobatiformes; Myliobatidae. The record is from RefSeq and is a predicted model, not a curated record. Gene Ontology annotation, molecular function: growth factor binding; ATP binding; macrophage colony-stimulating factor receptor activity. Gene Ontology annotation, cellular component: CSF1-CSF1R complex; plasma membrane; signaling receptor complex. Gene Ontology annotation, biological process: protein phosphorylation; regulation of MAPK cascade; positive regulation of kinase activity. The coding region runs from base 105 to 2069 and encodes 654 amino acids. The transcript has 17 exons.
GGAGAUUCCUGCUGACUCGUUAAAAAUUACUUCAGUGUGGCUGGGCAGCACCUCAUGUCCUGAGCAACAACGCUGGGCUCCGAACCGUCGGGCUGGGGACCACCAUGUAUCCGUGGGUCCCCGUCCUCGUUCUUCCUGUGGUCUGCUGGGCAGAGUUCCAUCUUUCAGUCGAACCCAAGCAUCAGUUGCGUCUGAGAGGGGAACCAUUCGUGGCGACAUGCACUGGCCUCAGUGACAGCCUCAGGAUAAUUGUGAAUUGGGUAACUCCGCAGGGAAAGGUUCUCGAAUUGAAAGAACGUCGGGAAUAUGGGGAUAAAUUCAGACUAACCUCAGAGCUACGCAUUCUGAAUGUGAGCCAGAACGAUACUGGGAUCUACACCUGCCUGCUGAAGGGGGAAGAGUCUGGGGAAAUUGUGGAGCUGCAGUCUGUCUCCUCUCUGCAUGUUAUUGAAGAGCCUUACCUCCAAGUAUUCACGGAGCAGAAGACCGAGCUGUACGUAGACUUCGGGGCCAACUUGCAGCUGAGCGUGAUGGUUGAGUCAUACCCCGAGAUGCUGGACUAUCACUGGAUCUACCCGAGCAAUAGCAACUACACCGAUCACACAACAACCAUGACCACUGUAGAGGAGUACAGGUACAAGAGCACUUUGUCACUGGUACGUGUGAAAGAAACUGAGAGUGGCUUCUACAAGUUCUUGGCAUCCAAUCAAGAAAUGAACUCAUCUCUGACCUUCCAUGUAUUAAUCAGCAGUCACCCUGAGGCCAACCUGCUGUACAGCAGGGUGCUGUGGGUUUCUGUCUUCAUGGUGGUGUUCCUGAUAUUCAUUGUGGCCUUCCUCUUCUACAAGUACAAACAGAAACCCAAGUACGAGGUGCGCUGGAAGAUCAUCGAGGCAGUCAACGGGAAUGAUUACACCUUUAUCGACCCCACCCAGCUGCCCUACAACGAGAAGUGGGAGUUCCCCAGGGAGAAACUCCGCCUAGGGAAGGUGCUUGGUGCGGGAGCUUUUGGGAAGGUGGUGGAGGCGACGGCCUUCGGCCUGGGUCAGGAACACGAGGCCACCAAAGUGGCCGUCAAGAUGCUGAAACCCAGUGCCCACUCCACCGAGAGAGAGGCCCUGAUCUCCGAGCUGAAGAUACUGAGCCACCUGGGCCAGCACUCCAAUGUGGUCAACCUCUUGGGGGCAUGCACACUCCGAGGCCCAGUUCUCGUUAUCACCGAAUACUGUCACUACGGCGAUUUACUGAACUUCCUGAAACAGAAGGGGCGGAGCCUGGCCUACAGUGACCGUGAGAAUCAUUACAAGAACGUAUCCCAGCUGAAAGGAGGCCAGAGGUCGGGCAACUACAUGCCCAUGAGGAUGAGUGUAGGGAGCAGCAGUCCGAUCAUUUCUCAGUCUGAACACCAGGACUCCGAGGCGGACGAGGAGCAGCUGAACCUGGAGGAUCUACUGAGAUUCUCCCAUCAGGUGGCCACUGGCAUGGAGUUCCUGUCCUCCCGAAAUUGCAUCCAUCGAGACGUGGCUGCCAGGAACGUCCUGCUCUCACAGGGCCGAGUGGCCAAGAUCUGCGACUUCGGUUUGGCGAGGGACAUCAUGAACGACUCCAACUACGUGGUGAAGGGCAACGCUCGCCUGCCUGUGAAGUGGAUGGCCCCGGAGAGCAUCUUCGACUGCGUCUACACGGUGCAGAGCGACGUCUGGUCGUACGGCAUCCUCCUGUGGGAGAUCUUCUCUCUGGGUUCGAGCCCGUACCCGGGAGUUCCGGUAGACAGCACCUUCUACAAGCUGAUCAGAUCAGGUUUUCAGAUGGGACGACCAGCGACCGCCCCUCCUGAGCUCUACGACAUCAUGACCCAGUGCUGGAGAUUGGAAGCCACUGAGAGGCCGUCCUUUAGUCAGAUUGUGAGACUGAUCGGGAAGCAGAUGGUGCAGUUCUGUGAACAGGACUACACCAACCUGUCGAGAGACAAUGAUCCGGAUUCUCCUCGCUGUCACUCUCCCAUUCACAAAGGGGAUGAGGUUGGUGCAGACACCGUCCCACUCAUCAACCCCUACAACAAGAUGUGAGGCCGGGGAAGUGGGUAUUUUUCUCUCGGUGUCCGAGAGAGCUCAAAGACGGCACAAUGUCUGCAUGCUGAGUCUCUGCUUUGCCUUCUCCUAAUCAAUGCUUCAUGCUGUGACCACUGACUCAAAUAACACAGGGGUUAGAGCUGUGCUGGGGGUCUCUGGGAGGGUUAGAGCUGUGCUGGGGGUCUCUGGGAGGGUUAGAGAUGUAGUGGGGGUCUCUGGAAAGGUUAGAGACGUGCUGGGGGUCUCUGGGAGGUUUAGA